This is a messenger RNA of Cetraspora pellucida, 861 nucleotides long. The record is from the annotation of a GenBank genome assembly. Lineage: Eukaryota; Fungi; Glomeromycota; Glomeromycetes; Diversisporales; Gigasporaceae.
AUGAUAUUAACAAAACUUGGUCGUUACAAUUGUUUUGACCCAUUUGGUUCAUCCAUUCGUCGUAAUUCCAACAUAUCUAACAAUAGGUCAUCUGCACACAUUUCUGCAAAAUCCGAUGAAGACCAAUUUUAUAAUUUAUCUUCUUCCUCUUCCCCAUCCACUGCUUCGUCAUUAAAUGUUAUAAUGCCGCAAGUAGCACAGACACUUCCCUCAGAAAUUUUGAUCGAAAUCUGUGAAUACCUUCAUCCAGUCGAUUUAUAUUCUUUGGCAUCUGUUUGUAAGCGAUAUAGAAACUUGUUAUGGUCAAAAUGUUCAACUACUACACAAGAAAUCUGGAAAAAUUCUAGAUUAAGAUAUGUUCCAAAUCUCUCGAUGACACCGCCUACGGAAAUGUCAGAACAAGAAUACAUUUGGUUGAUGUUGAUAUUAAAAAAAUGCAUGUUUUGUGAAGAGAGAAAUAAGUUUGAGUUAACAAUGUAUUGGGAAUUCAGAAUAUAUUGCUGUCAAAAGUGUUUGGAUGAUAGAACCGUUAGCCGUCAUACUCUGCUUAAUGAAUGGAAUGUUCAUGACUUUCUUUUAUCAUGCUUCACACAACUUCAGCGCAGUUCUAAUCCACGAGAUCCGCCUUUGUAUUUAAUUGAGAAUGUUAGAGCUACACUUAGUCAUUAUAAUCGAUUAUCAAAAGAUGAGAGACCUCAAUGGAUUAAAAACCAAGAAAAGAACAUUUCGAGACUUCAAUUAGAAAAUGAACAAUAUAACAAUAUACAUGAUCUUACGAGAUAUGACCAUACCGAAAGAUUGGAAAGGUUAUUGAAAAAACUACAUGAGUUUUAUACAUGGCCGAAACAUAGGUCAAUGUAG